UCCGGUUGGCUUUUGCUUCGCUUUGAAAGAGAGGAGACUGUGUGGUUUUGUUGGGUUGAAGGCUCGGGCCUGAGCAUCAAGGCGGGCGCUUCUCUGCAACCGCGAGUUGGGACCUUCCUUACUGUUAAGGGGAAAUGCAUCGUUUUAAGCACACGUUUCGAGAUUGUAGGGAUCCCAGAUGCCGCAGCAAACUUGCCGACCAUCCAGCCAAGGAUUUACCUGCCAUUAGCACACAUGGUCUUAAUAGUUCAUCCAGACCUGUCAGCAGGCACUCUAUGGACUCUAAUCAUUGUUAUUUUAUUAUUACUAUUAGCCAGUUUGCUCUCUUUCUGGGAGAAUUUACUUUCCUGCCUUGUUGCACGCUCCUCUCUCUUCACACCCACCGAUAUAUUCCAUUGUUAUAUUAGUAUAGCAUUCCCCACCCGCCCUCAAGGUCAGAAAAAUAAUAUCAGUCGCACAGGUGCAAGGGGUUUCUAAGUCAGCAUCCAUGUGUGUCUGAAAACCCAAGUUCGCAACUGGAAUUUUAAACUGAAAUGACAGCAAAGCAACAUCUUAAGACGUCUGGGAAACAGCACAGCAGCUCUCAUUGCUUUCCUUGUAAAAUUGCUACACUUUUUUGUAUGCGUGCAUCCUAUUGAACGUUAGCGAGGCGUGCUUCGAGGUCACCCAUAAAUCAUAUUCAUUAUUUUUACAUUUUAAAUUCUAUUUGUUGUCUAUAGUAAAGCAGCAAGGGAGAAUUGUUCUUCCUCAGCAUUUAUUUCUUUGCUGCCAGGGACGUGCUACGUGUAGUGUAGUUAACUGCUCAAGAUGGCCAAAGCAGUUCUAAAGCAGCUCGGUCUUUUGGGGAAAGGUAGUAGCUUGUAUACCCCAAAAUACUACUUCGGGGAGCUGGUCAGACCAGGUUGCCCCACUGCAAGCUGGUGUUUUAAAGUCUUCACUCAAGAGGGCGCCUUACAAACUCUCUCUCCGGCAUAGUAAUCCGCUUACACGUGGAUCCACCACUCGCCUUUUCCCUCCCAAAUGCAACUUAAGCCCUAUCUUGGGUGGACUGGGCGCGAACUACACGUGUCAGGUGUUUCUUCCGCUAGGCACGUGCAGAGGAAGUGACCCGCUUUAAAGGAGACACCCAGCGCGUACAAACGCUUUCUUCCAGCACACACAACAUCCGGUCUAAAUUGGGUUGCGUUUACAUGGAGAUACUCAAGGGACGGCCACCUGCCUCAUGCCCGUGUGAACACAGCGCUGCACCAGAAACACAAAUGCAGGCGCUUUUGAUGGAGACAUCUGGAAAUUGUAGCACCCCAUAUGCUAGAGUGACUUCUAAGUAUCGUACACGUCUGCAGGAUCCAAAGUCGCAAGGGGGCAAAAGACGGUUGUCUCAGGCACGCAACAGAGCUACCUUGGCAGGACUUUUCAACAACCUACGAGAAACAGUAUAUUCUCAGCAAGAUAACUCCACAUCAAAGUGUCAGGUUUUAUGCAAGGCUAAGAAUUAUAUCCAGGAGCUGGAGAAAACCUUGGAAAACUUGCUGAAAAUGAAAGAGGUUUUAAAUCUGGAGGAUGGCCAUCCAUCGAGCUUGGAGGAAGUAAAGGAAGAAUAUGUCAAAAUGUACUUCAACAAUCACAGUGCUGCUGCAUCCCCUCCUUCAAAUUCUGCAAGUCAGAGUGGCGCUACCGUCUGGUACGUGAUUCAGGAACACGAAAAGACCUCGGUAGGGGAGGAUGUGACUCUGAGGCUGACGCAGUCGCCAGCUGCCUCUUCUCCUGACCUCAUGGAGUUUGAGCGAUACUUACAUUUUUACAAACAGACAGUAGACCUGCUGGUAGAUAAUGGGGUUGUGAGCCCCGAAGACGUUACUCUUCCUGUGGUCUCCACAGCCGUUUCCCACCUGUGGCAGGGCCUCCCUGAAGAGAGGAGGGACGGUGUCCUGCAGUACUGUAAUCAGAGGCAGAAUUUCAUCACUGAGGUCAAGAUGGCUUCCCAAGAGCCUCCUUGUACUGAGGGCAGUGUGAGGGACAGCGGAGCUAGUCAGGAAGCCAGCGGUUCGCUAGUAUCCACACCAGAGGAGAUCCUCUUUGAAGAUGCAUUCGAUGUGGCAACUAGCUUCCUGGAUAGAAAUGAAACCCAAGAAAUGUCCAGCCAAAGCUCAGCAUUCACAGGCUGUACUUCAGAAAGCCAAGAGGAUUACCAUCACCUCUACCUGCGGAUCAUCAGCUUCUUGAAGAGCCUGUUUUUUGCCAACACACAACCUUCCCAGGAAGAGGUUCUCCAGCUGGAUUAUGAGACUGUGAUGCUGAGAUGCACAGAGACAUUUGAUGACGAAGAUUUGUAAAUUAAGAUGGUUCUAUUAAGCAUGUGCGGGGCGGGGUCCUAAUUGUUACUUAAUGACACCCCUCAGCCUAUGCCACCAUGAGAAGAGAUGCUGCUUUAAUUCCUUGGUGUUCAUCAUGUUUAAAGGAGUUCUGUUUGUUUAUACUACAUAAUUCUUCAUUGGUUAAAUUAUUUGUACUUUUUACAUGUAUUGCAGUUUGAUAUUU
Molecule: messenger RNA, 2538 nt
Organism: Podarcis muralis (Common wall lizard)
Lineage: Eukaryota; Metazoa; Chordata; Lepidosauria; Squamata; Lacertidae
Gene: STRA8
Product: stimulated by retinoic acid 8
Biological process (GO): spermatogenesis; meiotic cell cycle; cellular response to retinoic acid
Cellular component (GO): nucleus
Molecular function (GO): protein dimerization activity
Source: RefSeq, a predicted model, not a curated record